Homalodisca vitripennis (glassy-winged sharpshooter) is the source of this 1106-nucleotide messenger RNA. It is a transcript of the gene tilB, whose product is annotated as dynein axonemal assembly factor 11. The transcript is spliced from 8 exons. Gene Ontology annotation, biological process: outer dynein arm assembly. Gene Ontology annotation, cellular component: cytoplasm. The coding region runs from base 1 to 1017 and encodes 338 amino acids. Lineage: Eukaryota; Metazoa; Arthropoda; Insecta; Hemiptera; Cicadellidae. Gene Ontology annotation, molecular function: protein binding. The record is from RefSeq and is a predicted model, not a curated record.
AUGAAAUAUCUAGAAUACUUGAAUCUCGCUCUCAACAAUAUUGAGUUGAUAGAGAAUUUGGAGGGAUGUGAAUCUCUGCAGAAACUUGAUUUGACUCUGAACUUCAUCGGGGACUUGCAAUCUGUGGAGCGGCUGAAAGCAAAUAGUCAUCUGGAAGAGUUGUACUUGUCAGGCAACCCAUGCACGGACUAUGAGGGGUACAGAGAGUAUGUUAUUGCCACACUUCCUCAGCUAAAGAGCCUGGAUGGAGUGGAUAUACAGCGCUCUGACCCUCAAUUACAGAAAACAAAGAGAGAGAAACAAAAGCAAGCUGCUGCACAGAAAAUUCAUAAUGCGCCUACAUCAUCAACUGGAGAAGAUGAUUCUAGCUACUGGAGUGAAGUCAGCUACCACACACCCGAGACCAGGAUAGAACUGGCCAAUCGGUCUAGGCGAAGUAAAGGCAAAGGUUGUGAGGAGGAGAAAAAACCAACUAAACGGCAAGUUAUCCUGUUCAAAGAAGACGGCAGACCCAACAAUGUCAACGAAGCCAAAAUUCCCUUCUCUUUUGAAGAAGAUGAUGAGAGAAAUUGUUUCGUCCUGACUCUUGGAAUUUACAAACACUUGGACUCUGCCCUGUUGGAUGUUGAUGUACAGCCAACCUAUGUGACCGUGAGGAUCAAAGGGAAGGUGUUCCAGAUUACACUGAGCGAGGAGGUUGUCACCACCCAGUCCUCUGCCCAGAGGUCCCAGACUACUGGUCACCUAGUCGUCACAAUGCCGAAGGUGAAAGGUGAAGUGAAAGUGAAACUACCACAGUCACACUUUCUUUAUGACAAAGAUGAAAAAGUUUCGAAAAAUGCUGUAUCCAAAAGACAAUACCUGGAAAUAGGAAGAGAGGAAUACGAAAUGGACUUUAGCAGAAUUGUGGAGAACAAUCGGUCAAAGCACACAAAUGUGGAAAAGAAACAGCCAGUGAGAGAGAAAAAACCGCCAGAAGAUUUCCAGGAUGAUCCAACAGUACCUCCACUGGAAUGAGACAUCUAAACAUUCAAUUCUAUGUAAAAUGAACAUUGUUUAGUCUGUUUCCAUCAUUACAAUUACACUGAAUCACGUCUCUGGCCAUA